This is a messenger RNA of Myotis davidii, 1432 nucleotides long. It is a transcript of the gene TYMP, whose product is annotated as thymidine phosphorylase. The coding region runs from base 185 to 1276 and encodes 363 amino acids. Gene Ontology annotation, molecular function: 1,4-alpha-oligoglucan phosphorylase activity. Gene Ontology annotation, biological process: pyrimidine nucleobase metabolic process. Gene Ontology annotation, cellular component: cytosol. The transcript is spliced from 9 exons. Lineage: Eukaryota; Metazoa; Chordata; Mammalia; Chiroptera; Vespertilionidae. The record is from RefSeq and is a predicted model, not a curated record.
AGUGACCAACGGGUCCGCCCCUCCCUGUGGGGAACUGCCCCUGCCUGUCGGGAACUGCCCCUCCCUGUCCGCGCGGAGUCUAAGUUCCUGGAGGGACAGGGCGGAGGCCGGCAGGAACCGAAGCAGGAAAGGCGAGGGCCGCUGUCCGGAACAGGUGUGUCUCCCACCCCGCAGGCUCGGAGCAAUGGCGACCCCGGGAGCCCCAGUGGGUGGCGUCUCGUCCGGAGGGCCCCAGUGCCCUUCUGACCCAGCGCUGGAGCCCAAGCAGCUCCCGGAGCUGAUCCGCCUGAAGCGAGACGGAGUCCGCCUGAGCGAGCGAGACAUUCAGAGUUUCGUGCGCGCCGCGGUGGACGGGAGCGCGCAGGGCGCACAGAUAGGGGCCAUGCUCAUGGCCAUCCGACUGCAAGGCAUGGAUCUGGAGGAGACUGUGGCGCUAACCCGGGCCCUAGCCAACUCCGGGCAGCAGCUAGAGUGGCCAGAGGCCUGGCAUCAGCAGCUCGUGGACAAACAUUCCACAGGGGGAGUGGGUGACAAGGUCAGCCUGGUCCUGGCACCUGCCCUGGCUGCCUGUGGCUGCAAGGUACCCAUGAUCAGUGGGCGUGGUUUGGGGCACACAGGAGGCACCUUGGAUAAACUAGAGUCGAUUCCUGGAUUCACCGUCAUCCAGAGCCCGGAACAGAUGCAAGGUCUGCUGGAGAGAGUGGGCUGCUGUAUUGUGGGUCAGAGCAAGGAGCUGGUUCCUGCAGAUGGAAUCCUGUACGCAGCCCGAGAUGUGACAGCGACCGUUGACAGUCUGCCACUCAUCACAGCCUCCAUCCUCAGCAAGAAGGUGGUGGAGAACCUGUCUGCACUGGUGAUGGAUGUGAAGUUCGGAGGGGCUGCCGUCUUCCCGAGCCAGGCAAAGGCCCGGGAACUGGCUAGAGCGCUGGUUAAUGUCGGGGCAGGCCUGGGGCUCCGGGUGGCAGCGGCGCUGACAGCCAUGGACCAUCCCCUGGGCCGCAGCGUGGGCCACACCCUGGAGGUGGAGGAGGCGCUGCUUUGCAUGGACGGCGCGGGGCCACCGGACCUGCGGGACCUGGUCAUUAGGCUCGGGGGCGUCCUACUCUGGCUCAACGGACAGGCGAAGGCCCAGGACGAGGGUGCAGCCCGGGUGGCCGCGACACUGGACGACGGCUCGGCCCGGGACCGAUUCCUCGUGCUCUCGGACCGCGAGCCCUUCGCCGCCCCUUCGCCCUUCUCUGAGCUCAUCUUGCCACCGAACGACGCGCAGCAAUAAAGCCGAGGGCAGCAAUAAGGCCGAGCGGCAGCAGUAAAGCCGAGCGCAGCAAUAAAGCCGAGCAGCAAUAACGCCGAGCGGCAGCAAUAAAGCCGAGCGCAGCAAUAAAGCCGAGCGGCAGCAGUAAAGCCGAGCGCAGCAAUAAAGCCGAGCGCA